Clonostachys byssicola is the source of this 2163-nucleotide messenger RNA. The record is from the annotation of a GenBank genome assembly. NCBI's taxonomy places the organism in Eukaryota, Fungi, Ascomycota, Sordariomycetes, Hypocreales, Bionectriaceae.
AUGCCCGUGACAAAUCGAGUUCGGGCGGAGCAUACCCGGACAUUCACUGGGUGUCGAACAUGUCGAAGACGCCAUGCAAAAUGUGACGAGGAAAGGCCAGAGUGCGGUGCCUGUAGUCGUCUGGGGUUGAAGUGCGGCGGCUAUUCUGCUCAGCUAUCAUGGGUAACAGAUGAGGAUGAUGCAGAUUCGAAUGACCAACAAGCUCUCUGCUAUCGUUACCCUCUGUUCUCCGAUCUCGAACGGCGAAUAAUGAGCGACAGCUUAUCGGAAAGCUUGGGGCUCAAAUCAGCUGGCGAAGUCUUACUCAAGCUAGACUUGGCUUCCAAGAAGGUUGAGGCGGGCUUUGAUCUCUGCCUGGGCCCAUUUGGGGUCUUUCAAGCAGUAGACGACAGUACAAAGUCCAUCUCAGCAGAGUCACAAGCCAGUGCUUCUUUGCUAAGUGUCAGCCCGGAUGCCGAAGGCCCUCAGAGCGAGGAGUCUGAUGAGUCCAUCACCGAAUUCGAAGAGAUAAAAAAUGCACAAUCUCAUCCAACAGACCUUGAAGCUCUCCUCAACAACACAACGUUUUCGCUCAUUGAAGAACAUCAUAUGACGAUUCCAGAUGCAUUUACAAGUCCGGCUUCCGAUCUUUUCAACGAUAUCGCAUUGGAUCCGGCAUUUCUCUCCAUCUCCGAUGGCACAAAUACUCUAGAAACCACUGAUAAUGACAGAUAUAUCGCUCAAGAGGAUACCAGAGUCUUAUGCGACGACUUAGAUGCCUCCAUGAUGAUCUCACCCAGCAUCGAUCCAGCCAACAACCAAGCAAAUCUUCCAGAACAGGCUGCCAAUCUAUUGCGCUACUAUCAACAACACGUUUCGUCUUCUACAAGCUCUAUCCAGAUCAAUCGACAAUCCCCGUGGCAACUGAUCUUUUUACCUUGCGUAUUCGAGACGUUUGCAGAGAUCACGUUGAUGAGCAGCACCUCCCAUACCAGAAAUACCAUCCUCCACGCGGUACUUGCCCACAGCGCUUUUCGAUUGCACAAACCGAAUAACCCAUCCAAGCCGACUGAAUACUGGGGACAUGUGGGCUUGAGACACAGGAAUAAAGCCCAAUUUCAUUUGAAAAAAGCUGUAGAAACCGAAAUGGCGAAUCAUGAGCAGAAAACGUACAAGGAACUCCUAAUGGCCUUCUUAGCCAUGGCCAUGACAUCGCUAUAUCGAGGAUGUCCAACGGCGAAGGUGUUCCUCGUAGAUGCCGAGAGACUCAUCAGGGUCCGGGGCCUCAGCAAUCAUAGCAAACCCUACAAGAUUCGCGUCCUACAUCACCUGUACACGUACCUUCGCAUCAUGGUGGAGAGCAUCGCCACUCUAACUCCAUCUUCAUCCGAUCCCGAAACAAAUGCGCUCCAAGCGCUUCCUAACGCCCGAUCGUUUCGGGUCAGCAAGGAAACCCUCAAUAUCGGGCUUGAUCCCACCGUUGAGAAAACUGCCGAGCUAGGCUACGGCGACAUUCAUCUAGAGGUCCAAGGACUCUGGAAGCAGACAUUACACUACAACCUCCAGGGCAUACCCGAAUCUUUAAUGACCCUCAUCGCGCAGACGACUUCUCUCGCUAACGAAAAAGCACACCUCGAGACCAGGGCUGGAUGUGAUUUGAGGCUAUCUGCGGACUUGAAACACCACAUCAAAACAUUAGAAGAAUCAAUCUGGGCAUGGUCUCUCCCUUCUGAGUUGACAACCAUCUCAACCCACAAACCCACUGCAGUGCUACCUGAUAACCAAGACUUAAUACACCAACCUUGUACUCAGUCCAUGGUUCAGGCCAUACAUCGCGCACUAGUCAUUUACUUCUAUCGUCGGAUACACGAUGUCAGCGCAAUGGUUCUCCAAGAUCAUGUACGACAAGCAUUGGAGAAUCUUGAGCUUUGCAUUGAGAAGAUGGUCGAAGACGACGAUUUUGCGCCGAGCCUGGCGUGGGCGGCGUACAUCUCUGCAUGUGAAGCUACUACUCCAGAUCUCCAGAAGAGAGCGCUGAAGUGUGUAUCGAUCAGUGAUAGGCGCGGUGUCUACUUCACCUCGAAGCCGUCAACAGAGGUGGUGUUGUCAAUUUGGGGGGAGAGGUGUCAUGAAACAACGCUGUCUUAUAAAUGGACUUCAAUGCUUCAGGAAAUUCAUGUCUAA